AUGGGCGGUGUGGCCGCUCUUCCCAAAGCCCCAGAUACUGCAGCACUGCUCAGCAAGCCGUCGGCCGAUCUUGAUGUUGCGGCGAGCCAGGUCGAGGCUUUGGCGAAGAAUGCUCACGAGGCGGCUUUUGAGCAGUUGGAAGAAUCGGGGCCGUUUCGUGCGGACACUUGCACGAAGGAUAAUGUUUCAGUUCGGAGAGAAUGGGGUGUUUUAAAAGACGAAGAAAAAAAAGAGUACAUCAACGCUGUGCUCUGCCUCCAACGAAAGCCGGCAAACACGCCGCAAGCCCUUGCGCCGGGGGCAAAGACACGCUAUGACGACUUUGUCGCCGUCCACAUCAACCAAACCAUGACUAUUCAUGAAACUGGAACGUUUCUCUCAUGGCACAGAUGGUUCACCUGGGCAUACGAGCAAGCCCUGCGCAAUGAAUGCGGCUACACGGGAACCCAACCGUACUGGGACUGGAGCCAAACAGCGCGAACCGGCUUCGCCGCCUCCCCCAUAUUUGACGGUAGCGCGGUGUCCCUGUCCGGCAACGGCGCACCCGUCCCCAACCAAGGGGAAGUGCUAGUCGGAGGGCCCGACACGACAGGGCUCGCACCGAUCCGCCUCCCACCCGGCAGCGGAGGCGGCUGCGUGUACGCCGGCCCCUUCAGCAACAUGAGCGUCAACCUCGGGCCCGCACUGCUGUUCCUACCGAACGGAAGCCACGUCUCGGCUUCCAACCCACUGGACUACAACGCGCGGUGCCUGCGACGGGACCUCACAGACGCAGUCUUGCGUGCAAACGCCAACGCCUCGUCCAUCGCCACGCUCGUACUGGACUCCGGCGACAUCCACAGCUUCCAGACCGCGAUGCAGGGCGCGCCGGGGGCGAGCCUGGGCGUGCACGGCGGCGCGCACUACGCGCUGGGCGGCGAUCCGGGGCGGGAUUUUUUCGUGUCGCCCGGGGAUCCGGCGUUCUUCUUGCAUCAUGCGAUGGUGGAUCGCGUGUGGUGGGUGUGGCAGAUGCGGGGGCAGGGGGUGCGGCUGCCGCAGGUGGCGCAGACGGGGACGUUUUUGGAUGUGCCCAAGUCGCGGAAUACGUCGUUGGGGGAUGCGGUCGAUUUGGGGUUUGCGCUGGGGAGUAUGGGGCUGCGAGAGCAGCUGAUGAGGGUAGGGGAUUUGGUGAGUACGGUUGGGGGUCCGUUUUGCUAUGUUUAUGAGUGA
Aplosporella prunicola CBS 121167 is the source of this 1209-nucleotide messenger RNA. RefSeq lists its product as uncharacterized. Lineage: Eukaryota; Fungi; Ascomycota; Dothideomycetes; Botryosphaeriales; Aplosporellaceae. The transcript is spliced from 4 exons. Bases 1 to 1209 code for a protein of 402 amino acids. The record is from RefSeq and is a predicted model, not a curated record. Gene Ontology annotation, molecular function: oxidoreductase activity.